AUGGAACAAAGAGGAUCCGCGGCAAAAAGGACGAGAAGACGGUGGGUCGGCUGCGUGGUUGUUGUGCUAUUGUGGAGCGUGGCCUCGGCGCAGUUAAGAUAUUCCAUCUCCGAAGAGGUAAAAGAAGGAACUUUGGUCGGGAAUAUAGCGAAGGAUUUGGGAUUGGAUAAAAGCACACUUAAAGACAGGAAAUAUCGGAUUGUUUCUAGUGCUAUGGAACCUCUUUUCCGUGUGGAUCAGAAUGACGGCAUCCUGUAUGUGAGCAAAAAGAUUGACAGAGAAGAGGUGUGCGAGCGCAGCAGUACCUGUUUCAUAAAUCUAAAAACGGUUCUGGAAAAUCCACUUGAGGUACACUAUGUUGGAGUGGAAGUCCUGGAUAUAAAUGACCAUUCUCCCAGUUUCCCAGAGAAAGAGAAAAUGUUGGAGAUUUCGGAGUCUGUGUUGCCUGGAGUACGUAUUCCGUUAAAAGCAUCACGAGAUCCAGACGGUGGCCCUUUCACUGUUCAGCAGUAUAAACUCAGCCCCAAUGACCACUUUCGUUUAGAAGUUAAGGAUAAGGGAGAAGACGGUAAAAUACCUAUAUUGAUUGUGCAGAAACCUUUGGAUAGGGAGGCAGCGGGAAGCCAUUCAUUAGUGCUGACCGCAUCGGACGGAGGGAAACCACCGAAAUCUGGCGAAAUGAAUAUUAUAGUAAAUGUUUUAGAUGUUAAUGAUAACACACCUGUUUUCUCUAAUGGUGUUUAUUCUGUUACGCUAUCUGAAAACGCUCCAGCAGGUACAACAGUCAUACAAGUAAAUGCAACUGAUUUAGAUGAAGGACCAAACGGAGAAGUAGUUUAUUCGUUCAGCAACAGUGUGAGUCAUAGACUACUAACGCUUUUUGAUAUUAAUCCAUCAACAGGGGAGAUCACUGUGAAAGGCUUCAUAGAUUAUGAAGAGAAAGACAAAUACGAGAUUGAAAUUCAAGCAUCAGAUAAAGGUCUGGCUCCUCUGGCGACACAAAAAAGCGUCAUUAUUAAGAUAGUUGACGUGAAUGAUAAUGCACCUGAGAUUGAAGUUACCUCAUUUUCGAGCUCAAUUCCUGAAGACUCCAGACCUGGAACUACAGUUGCUCUUAUUAGUGUAAAUGACUUGGACUCUGGUCUCAAUGGAAAAGUUAUUUGCGCUGUAAAUGAAAACGUUCCUUUCGCUUUGUCACCAUCUUUACAAGACCAUAUGUACUCAUUGGUGACUAAAGCCCCUUUGGAUAGAGAAAAAAAGUCACAAUAUAUUCUAACAGUAGUUGCAAAAGACGCUGGCCAGCCGUCAUUGUCAUCUGAAAAGACUAUAAGCGUCGUAGUAUCCGAUGUGAAUGACAACAGUCCAGAGUUUUCACUGAGUCCCUACACUUUCUAUGUUACUGAAGCUAAUGAACCAGGAGUCUCUGUGUUUUCUGUAAAAGCUUUUGAUCGUGACGAAAAUAAAAAUGCAGACAUUUCCUAUCAUAUUAUCCGAGAUGGAAGCGAUGAUAAUAAAGUGACCUCGUUUCUCAACAUAAACUCUGAAACCGGGGAUAUUUUGGCGCUGAAAAGUUUCGACUUUGAAACUCUGAAAACUUUCCAGUUCCAAGUUGUCGCCGCAGAUUCUGGAACUCCGUCACUAAGCAACAACGUCACAGUGAAC
Molecule: messenger RNA, 1662 nt
Organism: Plectropomus leopardus (leopard coralgrouper)
Lineage: Eukaryota; Metazoa; Chordata; Actinopteri; Perciformes; Serranidae
Source: RefSeq, a predicted model, not a curated record